ACUUACCGAACAAUUAGACAGACAGACUGACAAUUAAAACCACUGAGUAGGUAGCAUAUAAGUAUAAAGUACUUGGCAUCAUUUUUUCAGUGUCAGUCUCUGGAUAUUCUUUGCACAAUUCAUAGGCAACUAAGAUGUGUGGGCAAAAGGAAGUUUUGCUCAUGGCGUUCAUAUGCCUGAGUUUAGGCAAACUUGUGGACUCCUCACAGCAAGUGUUGACUGACAUGUCAACCAACUUUGGAAAGGCGUUGGACGUCUGUAAGAAGGAGCUAGACCUGCCGGACUCCAUCAUCGGUGACUUCAUGAACUUCUGGAAGGAGGACUACGAGAUCACGAACCGCCACACGGGCUGCGCCAUCAUGUGUUUAUCCCAAAAGCUGGAGAUCGUGGACCCUGACCUUCAGCUGCACCAUGGGAACGCGAAGGACUUUGCUAUGAAACAUGGGGCAGAUGAGCAACUAGCCAUGGACCUGGUGACCGUGAUCCACGAGUGUGAGAAGAGUCUCCAGCCCAAUGAUGACCAGUGCAUGAAGGUGCUCGAGUGGGCCAAGUGCUUCAAGGUGGAGAUCCACAAGAAAGGCAUGGCUCCGUCCAUGGACGUCGCUGUGGGAGAAGUGCUGGCUGAAGUAUAAGGGAUUUUUUAAAGCAGGUCUCCAAACUUUUUUACGCCAUAUUGCGCCUCCGAACUUUCGCGCGGGCCACUGUCGGCCCCAGGGGGGGGAAUGUAUAAUCUGAUUGCUGCUGUUAGAGCUGAAUCCCUGGAGCCUGGCUCCCGCGGGCCGGAUUGGAACGCUGUCGGCGGGCCGGAUUAAAACGCUUCGCGGGCCGGAUUUGGCCCACGGGCCGGGGUUUGGAGAGCCCUGUUUUAGAGUAACAAUUGGUACCUAAUUUAAAUGAAUAUGCUACUGAUUUGAUAUUAAUUGCAGUGUACCUACGUCAUUCGCACAAACAUAAGAUAGGUACCUACAUAUGUAUAAAAGGCCAGUUUACACAUUGAUUAGAGUUAGAUUGACAUGCAAUUUGUAAUGUAAUCUGUAUUAUGAAAUAAAUUAAUCUGAAAUCUGAAAA
Molecule: messenger RNA, 1068 nt
Organism: Cydia fagiglandana
Lineage: Eukaryota; Metazoa; Arthropoda; Insecta; Lepidoptera; Tortricidae
Product: pheromone-binding protein-like
Exons: 4
Coding region: 135-632 (165 amino acids)
Molecular function (GO): odorant binding
Source: RefSeq, a predicted model, not a curated record